AUGCCUCUUCAGCAGCGCAGCGAAAAGCGCGAGCGCAGGCCGUGGACGAUAGACGAAGACUUGUUGCUCCGGCAGGGCGUAGAAACAGAAGAAGAGCCAGGGACGUCUGCCCCGUCCAAAUGGAAUGCCAUUGCAGAGCACGUACCCGGGCGCACGAAUAAGGACUGCCGCAAACGCUGGUACUCGAAGAUGAACGCGGAGGUGUUGCGUGGAGGGUGGUCAGACGAGGAAGAUGCGCGGCUGGUCGCCGCCAUUGAAAAGUACGGGACAAGGUGGUCGUUGGUCGCCACUAUGGUGCAGACGCGGAACAGCGACCAAUGCGCAAAGCGGUGGACGGACACCCUCGAUCCCACAAUCGACCACGGUGCCUGGUCGAAGUCGCAUGACAAUCUCCUCCUUCAGGCCGUCAACACACAGGGGAAGCUAUGGACGAAAAUUGUGAAGAAGCACUUUCCAGGGAGGACAGGACUCGCAGCGAAAAACAGGCGCGUCAGUCUACUCCGAUACAACGCCCUUCUCCGAGAGCCGACAUCCUUCAAACGGCGGCCUCGACAGCGGCAUCCUCGUUCGAGUCGCAGCAACUCCAUCUCAUCAUGUGCCGAGUCUUCCGCCUCGUCGGUUGGAACUGGCAGCCCCGCUGCAUUUGCCCCUCUCGAACUCGACGGAUUCUUCGCUGAGGCUUUCGAUCCCUCGCAAUUCUUUCCUCCGCCCACUGCAUGGCCAGGAAGCCCGGAUGCCCACCUCGCGGGGGGACAACCCACAAGCAGCUAUGCGGGCUCUGCAUCCCAUCACCUGCCCUCCGGCGAGUCCAGCCUGUCCUUCACUCCAUCUUUUCCUCCAGAGCCUCACGACCUACAUCUCUCCGACCCGAUGCAUGCGCUCUACGCCGCCGAUUUUGCCACCGUACCCACACCCGCUUUGCUUCCCUCGGAUUUCAAUACACAGCUUCUCGCAACCCCCUCUGACGCCGAAGCGCUCGCCGCAAGAGGGAAUCCUUCCCUCGACGUCGACCAACCCAUAUCGCAUCCAGCGCCCGGCGUCGCUGGCUACGAAUAUCCGCCACCCGCGACAGGUGCAGUCUACCCCACAUCGUGGGAUGCUGGCGCGAUGUGGGACGCGAUGGUAGCCCUUCCGCCAGGCGGGUUCAGAUGGCCGGAGCGGUUCGGCCACAUCGAAGGAGAAUGA
Molecule: messenger RNA, 1185 nt
Organism: Mycena indigotica
Lineage: Eukaryota; Fungi; Basidiomycota; Agaricomycetes; Agaricales; Mycenaceae
Exons: 6
Coding region: 1-1185 (394 amino acids)
Source: RefSeq, a predicted model, not a curated record